AUGCGCUUUGGAUCUCCGCCUAUGUCUGUCCAAAGAUCCAGGCUGUACACAAGAACACUCGUUCUUGUAUUAGUGACAGUAAGAUUACUAGUAUAUCUACGCCCCGCGAACCUAUUCUCAGAAGCUCGGUGUAAUGCCUUCAAUUUCAGGUCUGGGAAUUGUCGUUCUGAGUCGUCCGUCGCAUCCCACGGCGAGAUAGAAAAUGCUUUGUUGAAGCAAACACCGAACCCGCCGCCAUACCACUCUUUACGCGUGAACGCUACAUUUGUCACCCUUGCGCGGAACAGCGAUGUCUGGAGCAUAGCCAAGUCGAUACGACAAGUUGAAGAUCGUUUCAAUAGAAAGUACGGAUAUGAUUGGGUGUUCUUGAACGAGAAGCCCUUCGAUGCGACCUUUAAAAGAGUCACCAGCGCCCUUGUAUCCGGCAAAACUUAUUACGGCCUGAUCCCGCCAGAGAACUGGUCCUUUCCUGAUUGGAUUGACCAGGAUAAAGCGAAGAAAGUCCGGGAGGAUAUGGCCGAGAGGAAAAUCAUCUACGGAGACUCUGUGAGCUACCGUCAUAUGUGCAGGUUUGAAUCAGGCUUCUUUUUCCGACAACCUCUCAUGAUGAACUAUGAUUACUACUGGCGGGUAGAACCAGACAUUCAACUCUAUUGCGAUGUUGAUUACGACCCUUUCAGAUUCAUGAUGGAAACCAAGAAGAAGUACAGCUUUGUGUUGAGUCUUCCUGAGUAUAUCGAGACGAUUCCACCUUUGGGACACUACGAAGCAAUUCUUCGAGAGCAAUCCUGGCCAUCUAAGCCCACACAACUCCAUGGACUUUUUGAGUGA
Molecule: messenger RNA, 831 nt
Organism: Fusarium verticillioides 7600
Lineage: Eukaryota; Fungi; Ascomycota; Sordariomycetes; Hypocreales; Nectriaceae
Product: alpha 1,2-mannosyltransferase
Exons: 2
Coding region: 1-831 (276 amino acids)
Biological process (GO): protein O-linked glycosylation; protein N-linked glycosylation; cell wall mannoprotein biosynthetic process
Cellular component (GO): membrane; Golgi apparatus
Molecular function (GO): alpha-1,2-mannosyltransferase activity
Source: RefSeq, a predicted model, not a curated record